CCUGCGAGGCCGCGCCCGCGGGCCGGGCCGGGGCUGGUGAGGGCUUUGUUGUAGCAACGGCCGCGAUGGCGGCGCGGCCGGCCCUGCCCGACUCGGUGCUGGUGCAGGUGCUGGCGCUGCUGCCGCUGCGGGACCGGCUGCGAGCGGCCAGGGUGUGCCGGCGGUGGCAGCAGCUGGCGCAGGACCGAGCGGUCUGGACACAUGUGGAUCUGAGCCCUCACCGGAUCAGCCGCCGCACGCUGUGGCACCUGGUGCGGCACCGCCUCCCCGACAGCCUGAGCACGCUGCGGAUGCGGGGCGCGCCUCGCUCCGGCGGCAAGCAGCGGCUCCUCUCGCCGGCACUGCUGGCUGCCCUUCGGGAGCGCUGCCCCCGGCUCCAUCGGCUGUGCCUGACCGAGACCGACCUCCGCCAUGUCCCGUACGAGAGCAUGCCCGCCUCUGUCACCACGCUGGAGCUGAGCCUCUGCGACAUCCCCGACGCCUGGUUCUGCGUGUCCCCUUCGGUGCCGCCGCCACAGGUACAACACCUCGCUAUCCACAGCAUUCCCACCUUUUCUGACCAUCAUCUUCUUAACAUUUCCUCACAGAACCACUUGAAGACGCUGAGCCUUUGCGGCACGUACGGCGUCACUGACAUGGGGAUCCAAGCGGCAGCUCCGCACCUGGAGGAGCUGGAACGCCUGACCCUGCGGCACUGCAUCAUUGGCGAUGCUGCCAUGGUGUUCAUCGGGCGGCACAUGAAGCAGCUCCGCUACCUGGAAAUCAGCAACGCCUACUUCCUGACAAACAGGGGGCUGGUGGCUAUCGUGACCCUGGAGCACCUGGAGACGCUGUGCCUUGACCUCUAUGAUUUGGUCUCCCUUGGUACUGUUAUCGCUUUGCUGCAAGUGCUGCCUCGCCUGAACCACCUCAAAUUAGGUGGAACUUGCUUUGAAGAUGAACUCCUCGGUAAAAUUCAGGAGAAUUUUCCACAUUGCACCAUAUCUCACACUCUGUGACCACCUGA
Molecule: messenger RNA, 1006 nt
Organism: Zonotrichia leucophrys gambelii
Lineage: Eukaryota; Metazoa; Chordata; Aves; Passeriformes; Passerellidae
Gene: FBXL12
Product: F-box and leucine rich repeat protein 12
Exons: 3
Coding region: 66-998 (310 amino acids)
Biological process (GO): SCF-dependent proteasomal ubiquitin-dependent protein catabolic process
Cellular component (GO): SCF ubiquitin ligase complex
Molecular function (GO): protein binding
Source: RefSeq, a predicted model, not a curated record